This is a messenger RNA of Neogale vison (American mink), 1618 nucleotides long. It is a transcript of the gene PGBD5, whose product is annotated as piggyBac transposable element derived 5. Lineage: Eukaryota; Metazoa; Chordata; Mammalia; Carnivora; Mustelidae. Gene Ontology annotation, cellular component: nucleus. Gene Ontology annotation, biological process: non-replicative DNA transposition. The transcript has 7 exons. The record is from RefSeq and is a predicted model, not a curated record. The coding region runs from base 1 to 1563 and encodes 520 amino acids. Gene Ontology annotation, molecular function: transposase activity.
AUGGCCGAGGGCGGCGGUGGCGCGCGGAGGAGGGCGCCGGCGCUGCUCGAGGCGGCCCGCGCACGCUACGAGAGCCUGCACAUCUCGGACGACGUGUUCGGCGAGUCCGGCCCGGACAGCGGCGGGAACCCCUUCUACAGCACGUCAGCCGCCUCGCGCUCCUCCUCGGCCGCCUCCUCGGACGACGAACAGGAGCGCCCCGGCCCCCCUCCGCCUCCCGGCGCACCCGAAGCGCAGGAGUCCGACGAGGACGAGGCCAGCGCGGGUUGGAGUGCCACGCUGCGGGACCGCCCGCCCCCGCGCUUCGAGGACACCGGCGGUCCCACCCGAAAGAUGCCGCCUAGCGCCAGCGCCAUGGACUUCUUCCAGCUCUUCGUCCCGGACAACGUACUCAAGAACAUGGUGGUGCAGACGAACAUGUACGCCAAGAAGUUCCAGGAGCGCUUCGGCAGUGACGGCGCCUGGGCCGAGGUGACGCUGCCCGAGAUGAAGGCGUUCCUGGGCUACAUGAUCUCCACCAGCAUCUCCCACUGCGAGUCGGUCCUGAGCAUCUGGAGCGGCGGCUUCUACAGCAACCGGAGCCUCGCCCUGGUCAUGAGCCAGGCCCGCUUUGAGAAGAUUCUCAAGUACUUCCACGUGGUGGCCUUUCGCUCCAGCCAGACCACGCAUGGCCUCUACAAGGUCCAGCCAUUCCUCGACUCCCUGCAGAACAGCUUCGACUCUGCCUUCAGGCCUUCCCAAACCCAGGUGCUACAUGAACCCCUGAUUGACGAAGACCCUGUGUUCAUUGCCACAUGCACGGAGCGGGAACUCCGAAAGAGGAAAAAGCGGAAAUUCAGCCUCUGGGUCCGGCAGUGCUCUUCCACUGGCUUCAUUAUCCAGAUCUACGUGCACCUGAAGGACGGCGGGGGCCCCGACGGGCUGGAUGCACUGAAGAACAAGCCACAGCUGCACGGCGCGGUGGCCCGGAGCCUGUGCCGGAACGCCGCAGGCAAGAAUUACAUCAUCUUCACGGGGCCCAGCAUCACCAGCCUGACCUUGUUCGAGGAGCUGGAAAAGCAAGAGAUCUACUGCUGCGGCCUGCUCAGCUCCAGGAAGAGCGACUGCACCGGCCUGCCGCUGUCCAUGCUGACCAACCCGGCCACGCCCCCGGCCCGGGGCCAGCACCGCAUCAAGAUGAAGGGCAACAUGUCUCUGAUCUGCUGGUACAACAAAGGGCACUUCCGCUUCCUGACCAAUGCCUACUCGCCCCUGCAGCAAGGGGUGAUCAUCAGGAGGAAGAGUGGGGGGAUCCCCUGUCCCUUGGCCGUGGAGGCGUUUGCUGCUCACCUCAGCUACAUCUGCAGAUAUGAUGACAAGUACAGCAAGUAUUUCAUCUCUCAUAAACCGAACAAGACCUGGCAGCAGGUGUUCUGGUUCGCCGUCAGCAUCGCCGUCAACAACGCCUACAUCCUCUACAAGAUGUCUGAUGCCUACCACGUGAAGAGGUACAGCCGGGCUCAGUUUGGCGAGAGACUGGUGAGGGAGCUGCUGGGCCUGGAGGAGGCCUCCCCCGCCCACUGAUGCCGCCGCGGCCAGGCUUAGGGGAGGACCAGGGCCGGGAGCCUGGAGGAGGGAG